Messenger RNA from Megalobrama amblycephala (Wuchang bream), 3369 nucleotides. It is a transcript of the gene lrrc75ba, whose product is annotated as leucine rich repeat containing 75Ba. The coding region runs from base 366 to 1460 and encodes 364 amino acids. Lineage: Eukaryota; Metazoa; Chordata; Actinopteri; Cypriniformes; Xenocyprididae. The transcript has 5 exons. The record is from RefSeq and is a predicted model, not a curated record.
UGGCAGGACAGACCUCCGUAAUGAUCCACGCGUGGUGCUGGAGAGCAUCACCACCAUCCACUGAAUACCAACUAGAGCAUCAGGCGGACGUGUCCUACUGACAACAAACACUAAUACAAGGACGUGAGAGCUGGGAUAAAGAACAAAACACUGACAAUUCCGCAGCUAAAACUACUACUUGCGUCGUAGGACGAACUGCACAAAGGACACUGACUGUAAGCAGAACGAGUACGUGCAACCCAAGUUCGGACCGAUGUGGAGACCGCUGGGCGUUAUCGUCCGGGCUGCCAUGGUUACGCUGUAAGAGGUAAAAGGUAAAAGGGUCGUAUUUAGUGUAACAUUGUGUUUUUAACGUAACUGCAAUCAUGGGCUCUAGGCUCAGCCGACAAAACAGUCUCGACAACGAGAAUUUUUCAAAGAGGCGACGGAAGCAUCUAGACAGCACGGGAGAGAGCGAUCGGAGCGGAGACUUCUUGUUUACAUCCCUGAUGCUCAGGACGGAUAAGCUGCCGGGAGUGCUGAGGAGAGCCAACCACAGCCCGUAUGUCAGACGAGUCGCCUGGAUCCGAGAGAUUCAGAAGCUUCUCCAGGAGAGGAAGAUAGAAGAGGCGACGGACGUGCUCAAACUGUUGAGGAAGGACUUGGGAUUAGAGGGUACGUCACUCAAUGAUAUCCUCUAUAAGAACGCAUCAUUCCUUAACCUGGUGGACCCCAUAUCUCAUGAACUCCUACUGAGUCUGGCUAGAGACAUGCAGUGCCCAAAGAAGGACUUGGAGACACUGAAGUCAACUGAUAAAAUCUGCAGACAGCUCAUCUACCACCUGACCCCUCACUCCAAGUGGCUUAGAAAAAGUAUGACACGGCGAAAGGCCCAGGCCUGUCUUAAAACAACACUUCAGAAGAAGCUCUGUAGCGACUCGGUGGACCUCUCUGGCAUCCCUUUAUCAACUCGCGACAUACGGCAUGUGGCGUAUUACCUCCAGACCAGUGGGGGCGCUGUGAUAUCCGUAGAUCUUAGUUUCACUGAGCUCCGGGACGAGGGCCUACGUCUACUUCUGCCCUUCCUGGGUGCAUUGCCCAAACUCACAACACUGGCUCUCAAUGGGAACCGUCUGACUCUUGGCAUCCUUAAAGAUCUGAGUGAAGCCCUCAAAGAAUCCAAGAAGUUCACAUGUCUUGCCUGGAUUGACCUGGGCAACAAUGUGGACAUAUUUACCAUGCCACAGCCUCUUCUGGUGGCCCUACGGCGACGCUGUAGUCUAAAGAGCAGUCUGCCCACCAUCUAUGAGUACACCGAGGGUCAGCCCUAUUGCUACCACAUGGAGAGUUCCAUUGAAGAACCCAGCCACUACGAAGAAGAGGAGGACGAAGACGACGAGGAAGAGGAGGACCUGGAGCCAUGGAGCAUUGGGGAACAGAAAAGUUCAGGUAGUUUUACCCUGCGCCAUUGCGAGAGGUGAACCAAUCACGUUCAUCUGACGAUGGGAUAAAGAAAGAAUGGGAGAGCGCAAGCAAGAGAUUUCUCUUCUCUCUGUACCAUUUCUCCCAAUCAACACCUUUUACCAUCUCCCUCCUCCACCGCAGCUCCAUGACCUUCCCAUUGUGGUUAUGUGUGAACCAACAGCAUCACAUUUAAAGAGCCACCUAACCACCUGAACGCAGCAAACGGUGAAACACGCCAGUUUGAAACGCUCUCAAAGCUUCACCAUUGACUUACUGUGUUGGCAGAUGACGCUCCUUGACUCAAGGUGAGGGUUCAUUGGAGGGGGCCACAGAGAGUCGCGUUAAAGAUGCUUUCUUACGCCCCUCUUCGGUCACAAAGAACCAGUGACGGACAGGAAAAAAUGCGAAUAAAAAAUCCCAGAGUCAGUCGACUGGUUGAUGCAUACCAACGGUGGAUUCGAAGCUCUACGGAUCCUGCUUUUAACUAAGGUAUGGUUUUGUGGGGUCGGGUCAGGUUUGGUCGUAUUUGUCAGUGUUGCAUUGCUGAGGCCGUCUCUGCCGCAGCAGACUGGACCUAUCACCACUCUGUGUGUGCUCUACUAAUCUCCCAACAAAAGCCAUGAAACCAGCUCAACAGACUAUAACAGCCGACCCACGUCACGUGACGCAAGCAAAACUGCUAUGUCAAGACUUUUGCUUUUUCCCCCCCUUUCCAAAAUGUUCACUUGUGAAUACCCGCGCACCACUUGUCAUGUAGUUGUGAAUGAUGAUGAAUUGCCAGCGGCUUGUUUUUGUUGUCUACUAAUGAUGAACAAAGCUAUCUUAGAAGACAACAGGUACAUUUCAACACGGUUUUUAUUGUAUAAGAUACAUUUUUUGUUGUAUAUGAAGGUUUACUGAAUGAUAACAUCUUCUUAUUUAUGUUUAAGUCUGCAUCCUAAAUAUACCUCUUAAAAUAUGUCUUGAUGUCUCAAAGCUGUGCUGUUCCCUUUGGAAUGGUCCAAUGAAAUAUGGCGUUUAAUUUUACUACAUUUCCGUAUGGUGAAUUUUAAUAUCUACAUACUAGUCUCGAUUAGUCACAUCUGGUACACUUUACUAAAACUUUGUUAACUGUUCUUAACCUCAUGCUCAAAAUAAUCUUGGUUUUUAAAUCUAAUUUUGGCAGACAAGUCAUUAAUGUCAAAAUAAAUGGACCUAGAGCUAAUGAUUGUUCCAUGGCCUUUGAUUACCUGAGCACUUUAGUCUGUUUUUCAUCAGGUUUGUGACUGAAAAGCUUGUUGUAGCAUUGCCGUCUUGUAACACGACAUUUUUACGUUAUUCUGAAACAAAAACGAGCCAAACAAAUAGUUACUGUACUAACCAGCACUUAGUUAAAUGUCAGUGUUAUUUAUGAUAUAUGUAUUAUUUUAAAUGUGUCAGCUGUGUUUAAUGUUAUCUUAAUGUUUUCUCAGUGUUGUCGUUGACUUCAGACUAUUAUAUUAUAUGUAAUAUUCCACACCAACCAUCAUCACAGGGCCUCAGCAAAUUCAAAUUAUAUGCAAAAUAACCUUUCCAAGACUGGAUAUUAAAAUAAUCUGGACUAUCUUUGCAUUUGUUGUUUGGCCCUGUGUCUAGAUCAUUACAAUUACCAGGCUUUUGAUGUGAUUAUCUGGGAUGUUUAACCUGCGUAAUGCUGUAUCUGUUACUCAUAAACACUAUGACGGUGUCAAUACCCACAAUGCUAAGUACACUAAUAUACUCAGUGGCAGGUUUUUGAUAGAGGGCAGCUUAUUUGUCAUGUUGUUUGUGUAAGUCUCUGUCUGUGUCAUAUACAGUGUCCUCUUAAUCUGUACUUCAAACAUCAUGUAUUAAACAGUUUAUAAUACUGACUGUUCAACGCUUCUGUAAUAAACUUUUAUUGAUAACACCAUGGGUGUGGUAAAAUAA